AUGGCACGGAUCGAGACUGCACCAUGUUUGCAAGUGUUUAGCUGGAUUAAUGGAGACAUCGUGCAGCUGUUUUGGUGCAAGCAAGAUCUGGGAGGUAUUAACAUACCGUCAGUCUUUCCUUUUUGGAGCCGCUGGCCUCGCAUUUAUCUUGAACUCGUGGCUGCUAUUGCUGGGCGUUUUGUCACUCCUUGCGAUCCUACAACAUCAAGCCUUGGCACGUGCCGCUCUGUCACUCGCAGCGUGCCGCUACAAACACUUUUUGCCCCAAGGGAUGCUUCUUGCCAUCAGAUAUGGCUGUGGUUCAAAACCAAAGCUUUUGAAUAUGAUGGUCCCAUCGGAGGUGAGCAUCCCACAUAG
This is a messenger RNA of Durusdinium trenchii, 357 nucleotides long. The record is from the annotation of a GenBank genome assembly. Lineage: Eukaryota; Dinophyceae; Suessiales; Symbiodiniaceae.